AUGAAGAUGGGUGGCGCACCUUCCCAAGGCGACACUCUAAAGCAAUUCAGUGUCGACCUCACAGAACUCGCAAAAUCCGGCAAACUAGAUCCAGUCCUAGGGCGAGAUGACGAGAUUAGACGAACUAUCCAAAUAUUAUCCCGUAGAACAAAAUCCAAUCCUGUCCUCCUCGGUAAUCCCGGUGUUGGUAAGACUGCAAUUCUUGAAGGACUAGCUCAGCGAAUUGUGAACAAUGAGGUGCCUGAAUCACUCCAAGGCCGUCGAGUACUCAGUCUAGAUCUAGCGGGUAUGAUCGCAGGUGCUUCUUUCAGAGGCUCUUUUGAAGAACGCUUCAAAGGUCUUCUCGCAGAUAUCGAAGCUGAACAGGGCAAGAUUGUUGUUUUCAUCGAUGAGCUCCACACUCUACUCAACCUUGGUAAAGCGGAGGGUAGCAUCGAUGGCGGUAACCUUAUCAAACCUCAACUGGCGCGUGGAUUGCAGCUCGUUGGUGCAACUACCCUCGAUGAAUAUCGCAAAACUAUUGAGAAAGAUGGCGCUCUCGCUAGACGCUUCCAGCCUAUACAGGUCGAAGAACCUAGCCUUGCUGCUACCAUAUCCAUACUCAGAGGCUUGAAAAGUCGAUACGAGACUCAUCAUGGUGUCAUAAUUGGUGACGACGCCCUCGUAGCUGCUGCAAAGCAUAGCGAUAGGUAUAUUAGCGAUCGAUUCUUGCCAGACAAAGCCAUCGAUCUUGUAGACGAAGCUGCUUCCACGCUCAGAUUAGCACAAGAGAGCAAACCAGAGUCAUUGGCCAAGCUAGACCGAGAUAUUCUUGAGAUACAGAUUGAGCUACAAUCCUUACAAAACGACGACAAUACACUGUCUAUAGAACGCAGAGAUACACUAGAGAAAUUAGUCAACGAAUACAAAGAGGAGUCAGAGAGACUGACCAAGAUCUGGAAUGAAGAAAGAGCCAAGAUUUCUGACGCUAAGGUCGCCAAAGAGGAGCUCGAGAGAGCGUACAUAGACUUAGAAAUAUCGCAAAGGCAUGGCGAUCUCGAGCGAGCAUCUAGACUGCGCUACGAAAGUAUACCAUCGCUUCAACGUGAUAUUGAGAUAGCGGAGAAGCAAGCUGAAGAAGGAACUACAAUGCUCCUCGUCAAGGACAGAGUGGCGAGCGAUGACAUUGCGAGAGUCAUCUCGCGCAUGACUGGAAUACCAAUCAGCAACCUCCUUCAAGGCGAAAUUGAGAAAUUGCUUCAUCUUGAAGAUAAGUUGACUGAGAGAGUUCUUGGACAGGACCACAUUAUCAAAGCAGUUGCAGAUGCCGUGCGAUUGUCGAGAGCUGGUUUGCAAUCAGACAACAGACCCAUAGCGUCAUUCCUCUUCCUCGGUCCAACCGGUACCGGUAAGACGGAGCUAUCGAAAGCGCUCUCCGGGGCAUUGUUCAAUGAUGAAAAGCGAGCAUUGAUCAACAUCAACAUGUCGGAAUAUCAAGAAAAGCAUACAGUAUCGCGUCUGGUCGGUGCACCACCUGGCUAUGUAGGAUACGAGGAAUCAGGACAGUUAACAGAAGCGGUGAGACGUAGACCAUACUCGGUCGUUCUGCUUGAUGAGUUCGAGAAGGCACAUCCAGAUGUAUCAAAUAUCAUGUUACAACUACUCGAUGAAGGCACCUUGACAGAUAGCCAAGGUCGUAAGGUUGAUUUCAGGAACACGAUAAUUAUAGCCACCUCUAAUCUCGGUUCUGAUAUACUCUCAAGACCCGAGAGCACAGGUCCUGAUGAGAAUGUGACCGAGGAAGCUACCAAAGAGGUGCUAGAACGGGUUGAAAAAGUGUACCCACCAGAGCUUCUCAAUCGACUUGAUCAUAUGUUAGUGUUCAACAAACUUAACCACAGGUCAAUCAAAGACAUUGCUAGAUUGCGUAUCACUGAAGUCAACAAGAUGCUUGGGGAAAAGAAGAUGCGUUUGGAUGUCAGUGAUGAGGUUAUCGAUCAUUUGGCGGAGAUUGGAUACUCGUCAACAUAUGGCGCUAGAGCUAUUCUGAGAACUGUUAGAGCUAGUAUCGCAAACCCCCUCGCGAGGAAGAUCAUACAGGGAUCGGUUCGCGAUGGUGAGGCAGUGAGAGUCACUAUGGAGGAUGGCAAGGUAGUGAUUGCGGACAAUCACACACCACAGCCUCUUGAUGAAACAUUACCCAAUCAUGUCAAGGAGGAGGAGCAAGCAUUGAGAGAUGAUGAUCAUGAUGAUCCGGAUCAAUACAAGUAA
Molecule: messenger RNA, 2250 nt
Organism: Wallemia ichthyophaga EXF-994
Lineage: Eukaryota; Fungi; Basidiomycota; Wallemiomycetes; Wallemiales; Wallemiaceae
Exons: 3
Coding region: 1-2250 (749 amino acids)
Biological process (GO): cellular response to heat
Cellular component (GO): cytoplasm; mitochondrial matrix
Molecular function (GO): ATP hydrolysis activity; ATP binding
Source: RefSeq, a predicted model, not a curated record